UCCAACAUGGCGACGUAGGGUUGUUUGUUGAACUAUGCGUAGGUCACGUUGUUUUGGUUCCAUAACUUGGCGUGUUAGAUUAAAAUCGCGCUCAUCACGCAGCAGAACAUGACGCUGAUCCUUCGCCUGACGUCCGUCCGGAGUUUCCGGGUGACCGUACCGACGCUGGGGUCGUCUGCUGGUCUGGGAUCGGUCUGGUUUGGAGGGUGUCCGACGUGCGACAAACUCAGAACCUCAGCUACACGGUACCAGAACUCUGUUGGCUUCCGGACAUAUGCAAAUGUGGCCGCAAAGAAGAAGGACCCACGCCUGGAGUUGUACACAGUGUUGUCAUCUAGAGCCCAACAGCUAAGCAAGCCAGAAAAAGGUGAAGUGGUCAGACAGAGACAGAAGAAACAAGAGAUACUGAAGACGAGGAAGGUGUCUAGUCACGUAAGACUCGAACCUGUGAUGUCCCCCCCUCGCCCACCAGAACACACGCUUUCACAGAGAGGUCUCUCCAGCAAAUCCAACAUCAACAUGUAUACAUCUGACCAAGUGGAAAAGAUGCAAUCGUCACAGAGAAACGUUAGCGCACCAAGAUGGCAGACGCAGCACAAGAAACCUUUCAGAAGCGCUCCCAGAGUCACGGAAUCAGUAGUAGAGAAAGAGCUGGACGUUCUCGAGGAGAUGGAGGAGGAAGAAGCUCAGGAGAAAUUAGAUGUCUCAAGAAGACAGGAAGAGAUGGAGAAGAUGAAGAACGUUGAGAGGAGGCAGAAUGAGGAGCAAGCUUACAUCUUGUCAUUUAUGGAAGCGUGUGUGUCUAUAGGAGAGGUGGAGAGAGCUACUAGAACCCUACAUUACUUGAAGAACCAGAAAAAGAAAAGGAAACACUUAAAUGCUGAUAUCUACAAUGUGGUGCUGAAGGGAUGGGCUAAACAGGCUAAUAUGGACAAAAUUCGGCACCUGUUCUUCAUGAUGACCAAAGAUGGGCACCACCCUAACCUACAGUCCUAUGCAGCUGCACUGGAGUGUAUGGGCAGAGCUGGACUGACAGGUGCCGUGCCUAUGAGAUGUGUGAAACAGAUGUACAAGGAGGGCUUCAACUUGGAGAACAUUUUCAGGGAUUGCACCUUCCAAGCUGAUGAACAGGAGUACAUAUUAAAGGCAAUACAAGAUGGUUGUGGGAUGGCAGACUUCGCCCCACCACCGCUCCCUUUGCCCCAGAGGUGUACAACAGAUCUGGUAUCAUCUAUCUAUGCGGACAAGAGUAACGAUAACUACAGCGAUACGUCCUUGCAGGCCCGACCCUUGUUUACAGAAGAGGAGGUUGUAGAGCGAUGUAACGCCCAGCUGGAGAUGGAGACACAACAUUGGCUGAAAGUAGAGUCUGUGGAGGGGCAGAGACAGUCCAGUCAGGAGGUCCUAAAGUUGCGAGAGCUUCUCCAGACCCACAAGACGAUGUGGGAGACUGGUUUGCUGCAGGCCUUCAGGACACUCAAGAAACAGAUGGACAGACAAAGUAAAGCUAAAGGCCAGGUGAACAUCUAUCCUUUCCUCUGUGUGCUGGAGGAACAGGAAUAUGUGGACAUGAUGGUGCAGGCAAUCUGCCUUGUAGCGGUGACCGGUGACCCCCUGCUGAUCAUAGCGCGCGACCUCGGCACGAAGAUCCAACAGAAGUACCGCAUCAAGCAGAAACUACAGAGUGGCAGUGUGGAAAAGAUCAGACAGAUUUACCAGGACUACUGUAGCUUCAUGGUAAACAACGUGCAGGGAGGCAGGCCUGGUCAGGCUCGCGAGCUGUGGUACCAACUGGAGGGGGACCACAGUGUCAGCCCUGUAGUGGGUGAUGAGUGUGCUUGGCCCAUCAAUCUGAUCAUCAAUUUGGGAAGUCUGUUGGUAGAUGUGAUGGUUCGAGAGGUGAAAAUCGACAAUAAUCUCUUCAGAAAGACCAGUGAACAGAAGCUGAUACCUGCCCUGUACCACAUGUACACCUAUAGGAACAUCAAACAAGUAGGCAUUAUUAAGCCCCACCCCAUGCUGGUACAGUUAGUAGAAGGUGCCCAGGACACCAGCCUUGUGUUUGACAGCAGUCUACUGCCCAUGCUCAUGCCUCCGGUGCCUUGGUCUUCUGUCAAGAAGGGCGGCUUUCUGUUGUCUCCAACUAAGUUGAUGCGAUCCAAUGACGCCACGUUACAACACGAACUACUCCUGGAGAAAGUCGGGACAUCGGAGUUGUACCCAAUCCUGGACUCUCUCAACCAAUUGGGAGCCUGUGCCUGGAAAAUCAACCAACCAAUCCUGGACUUGGUUAUUCAAGUGUUCAACAACAAGGGCAGUAAGGAGUUGGAUAUUCCCCAGCCAGUCUCAGAGGCCCCUACCUUCCCCAAAGUGGGAACGGAGAUGUUAACCAAUGGAGACAAGCAAGCCAUGAGGAAACAAAUGGCUCAAGUGCGGAAGUUACGCAGUGAGAUGCACAGCCUGAGAAUGGACAUGCUUUACAAACUGUCCAUUGCUAACAGGUUCCGUCAUGAGAUUUUCUACUUUCCCCACAACAUGGAUUUCCGGGGCAGAGUCUAUCCGUGUCCUCCUCACUUCAACCACCUAGGCAGUGAUGUGGCCAGGAGUAUCCUGGUCUUUGCUGAGGGACAUCCCCUGGGAGAAAAGGGACUGGAUUGGCUCAAGAUCCACCUGGUCAAUCUUACAGGCUUCAAGAAAAAGAACUCCCAAACGGAAAGGUUAGAAUAUGCAAAUGAGAUGAUGGAGGAGGUCCUUGACUCUGCAGACCACCCCAUGAUGGGUCGUAAGUGGUGGAUGACGGCAGAUGAACCCUGGCAGGCCCUGGCCUGUUGUAUGGAGAUCGCCAACGCUGUGAGGUCACCUGACCCUCAGGCUUACAUCUCACACUUCCCUGUACACCAGGAUGGUUCGUGCAACGGACUGCAACAUUACGCCGCUCUGGGGAGGGACAUCACCGGCGCUCACCAGGUUAACCUCAUGCCUGCCGAGUCCCCACAAGAUGUCUACAGUGGAGUAGCCCGGCAGGUGGAGAAACUACGAGCUACGGAUGCAGAACAAGGGGUGAAGAUUGCUCAGGUGUUGGACGGCUUCAUCAACAGAAAGGUGGUGAAACAGACGGUGAUGACGGUAGUUUACGGGGUGACGCGGUACGGCGGCCGUCUGCAGAUCCAGCGCCAGCUGAAGGACAUCCCAGACUUCCCGCAGGACCACGGGUGGGAGGCCUCGGGAUACCUGGUCAAGAAGGUCUUCAUGAGCCUGAGAGAGAUCUUCACUCUGGCCAGAGAAAUCCAGGACUGGCUGACAGAAAGUGCCCGCCUGAUCUCCCAUGUUGGCUCGGCUGUGCAGUGGGUAACCCCCCUCGGCCUUCCAGUGGUACAGCCCUACCACAAAGUCAAGAACAAACUGGUCAGAAAUGAGAUACAGAACAUCAUCUUGAACGUUUCCAGUGAUACCUCAGAACGGCCAGACAUCAUCAAACAGAAGAAUGCUUUUCCUCCAAACUUCAUCCACUCCUUGGAUUCCACUCACAUGAUGCUCACCUCCCUCCAUUGCCAACAGGCUGGAAUCCAGUACGUGUCCGUCCACGACUGUUUCUGGACGCACGCGUGCACCGUGGACACCAUGAACCGGAUUUGCCGCCAGCAGUUCGUGGUGCUCCACAGCCAGCCAAUCCUGGAGGACCUCUCAAAGUACCUCCUCGCUGAGUACGGAACUCUGCCGUCCGAACUCGAGACUUCUCCAACCGCGGUUUCUAAACACGACAAACUCAUGGAGGUGCUAGUUGAUGUGCCUUCGAAGGGGGACUUCGACUUGAAUAGGGUUCUAGACUCAACAUAUUUCUUUAGCUAGUUAGGUUUCUUUUACAGUGACUUCUGAAGUAUUUCAGUUGAGUAUUUAGUGCCAAGAUGAUAUUCCCAUACAGGUAUUUCCUCCUUUGAGUACAAAUGUAUGCCUAACUGGUACCCUUCUAUGGUAGUAAGUAUUGUAAUAAUACAUUAUUUUUCAAAAUCUCAUUUUGCAUUAUUGUUCUCAAUGCUUCAAUCCUGGA
Molecule: messenger RNA, 4048 nt
Organism: Branchiostoma belcheri (Belcher's lancelet)
Lineage: Eukaryota; Metazoa; Chordata; Leptocardii; Amphioxiformes; Branchiostomatidae
Product: DNA-directed RNA polymerase, mitochondrial-like
Exons: 32
Coding region: 109-3849 (1246 amino acids)
Biological process (GO): mitochondrial transcription
Cellular component (GO): mitochondrial DNA-directed RNA polymerase complex
Molecular function (GO): protein binding; mitochondrial promoter sequence-specific DNA binding; DNA-directed RNA polymerase activity
Source: RefSeq, a predicted model, not a curated record